This is a messenger RNA of Trichosurus vulpecula (common brushtail), 2529 nucleotides long. RefSeq names its product protocadherin gamma-A4-like. Gene Ontology annotation, cellular component: plasma membrane. Gene Ontology annotation, biological process: homophilic cell-cell adhesion. The record is from RefSeq and is a predicted model, not a curated record. Bases 1 to 2529 code for a protein of 842 amino acids. The transcript is spliced from 2 exons. Gene Ontology annotation, molecular function: calcium ion binding. Lineage: Eukaryota; Metazoa; Chordata; Mammalia; Diprotodontia; Phalangeridae.
AUGCCGAUAACCCAGAACACAAAGGGAUCAAGGCAAAGCCAAUUUCUCUGGAGGACAAUAAUGGCCCAGGCUGCUCGGAGGCGUCAGGACUGUUGGGGCCGAAUCCUCCUUUGUUUUCUCCUGGGGAUUCUGUGGGAGACCCGGGCUGAGCAGAUUCGAUAUUCUGUGUGGGAGGAAAUGCAAAAAGGUUCUUUUGUGGGCAAUGUGGCCAAGGACCUGGGGUUGGAGCCUUGGAAGCUUUCGGAGAGCAGAGCCCGCAUCGUCUCCAGAGGUAAGACGCAGCCUUUCGCUCUGAAUGCUAGAAGCGGCAACUUAGUGACCGCGGACAGAAUAGACAGAGAAGAGCUUUGCCCCAGGACCCCAAAGUGCCUUUUAAAUGUCGAGAUUCUAAUGGACGACAAAAUAAACAUUUACGGAGUGGAAGUAGAAGUGAUGGACAUAAAUGACCACGCUCCCCGCUUCCGGAUAGACGAAGUGGAAAUAAAAAUCAGCGAGAAUGCAGCUGUGGGGACAAGUUUUCCACUGCCGAAUGCUAGGGAUCCAGAUUUGGAAAUGAAUUCCCUCCAGAACUAUCAGCUAAGCCUAAACCAUCAUUUCUCUCUGCACGUGCAAAGCAGAGCCGAUGGGGCCAAGUACCCGGAGCUGGUGCUGGAGAAGGCCCUAGACCGGGAGGAGGGACCUGUCCACUACCUCACCCUUAUGGCCACGGACGGGGGAGAUCCUGUCCGAUCAGGAACAUCGCGAAUCCGCGUAACUGUUCUUGAUAUAAACGACAACCCGCCAGUGUUCCCUCAGUCGGAAUACAGCGUGAGUAUUCCUGAGAACGUGCCCAAGGGGACACUGCUGCUCACAGUCAACGCCACCGACCCAGAUGAGGGAGUCAACGGAGAAGUGACAUACUCAGUCAGAUACUUCAAAGACGAAGCUUCCGAGAUUUUCCAUCUGGAUUCUCUCACAGCGCAACUCUUUACUCAAGAAACCCUGAACUUUGAAGAGUCUGCAGUCUAUGAAAUGGAAAUUCAAGGACAGGACGGUGGUGGUCUCCUAACCAGAGCGAAAGUGCAGGUUACAGUUCUGGAUGUGAAUGACAACACCCCAGAGGUUAUUGUCGCUUCCUUAACCAGGUCGGUCCCGGAACUCUCACCUCCUGGGACCGUGAUUGCCCUUUUAAAUGUGCAUGAUCGGGACUCCGGGGACAAUGGUCGAGUCACAUGUUCCGUUCCCGAACAUCUACCCUUUAAAUUAGAAAAAUCCUACGGAAAUUAUUACCGUUUGAUGACAGUCAGCGCCCUAGACCGGGAGCAGAUCUCUGAGUACAACGUCACUGUGACAGCCACGGACGAAGGGAUUCCACCGUUGUCUACAAACAUCCACAUUUCCCUACACGUGGAAGACAGCAAUGACAACCCACCCAGCUUCCGCCAGACAUCCUACUCUGCCUACAUAUGUGAAAACAAUCCUAGAGCGGCUUCCAUUUAUUCAGUGACAGCUAGUGACCCGGACAGUGGGGAAAACGCCCAUAUCACUUACUCUAUUGAGGAAGAUACUAUCCAUGGGACUCCUCUCUCCUCCUAUGUCUCCGUUAACUCUGAGACUGGUGUAGUCUAUGCUCUGCGCUCCUUCGAUUAUGAACAGUUCCGGGACAUGCAGCUGCAAGUAACUGCCCGGGACUCUGGGAACCCUCCUCUAAGCAGAAGCGUGUCUCUGACUCUCUUCAUCCUAGAUCAGAGUGAUAACGCCCCGGAAAUCCUGUACCCUACCUUCCCAACAGAUGACUCCACAGGAGUGGAGCUGGCUCCUCGCUCUGCAGAGCCAGGCUACCUGGUGACCAAGGUUGUGGCAGUGGAUGGAGACUCUGGCCAGAACGCCUGGCUGUCCUAUCGCCUUCUCAAAGCGUCAGACCCAGGGCUCUUCUCCAUAGGCCUGCACACGGGUGAAAUCAGGACAGCUCGGGCUUUCCAUGACAAAGACUCCCUCAAGCAGAGUCUAGUGGUGGCAGUCACUGACAAUGGGGAACCACCCUUAUCUGCAAUAGUCAGUGUCACAGUGGCUGUGGCUGACAGCAUACCGGAAAUCCUCUCAGACCUUAGCAACCUGAACGCCUCUGAAGACCAAGAAGACUCAAGUGUCACACUCUACUUGGUCAUUUCUGUGGCUACUAUUUUCUGCCUUUUCUUUAUAUUCAUUAUAGUCUUACUGGCACUCAGGCUUCACAAGUGGAGGAUUUCCAAACCGUUGGAAUCAGCCAAUGGGCAUUUUGCAGGAGUCCCUGCUUCACAAUUUGUGGGCACUGAUGGAGUUAGAGCUUACCUCAAGACCUACUCGCAUGAGGUUUCCCUCACCAUGGGUUCUCAAAAGAGCCAGAUAUUCUUUCCUCAGCCUAACUAUGCAGAUACUUUAAUUAGUCAAGAGAGUCAUGAGAAAAAGGACUCUCUUUUGGUAUCAGAUUGUAUGCCUGGUACAGUUUUAGUCCAAAAUGAUCAGACCUGUCUCCAGCACAAUAUCAUCUGCAAACAGAAGCACCUGUAG